Messenger RNA from Bufo gargarizans (Asiatic toad), 1749 nucleotides. RefSeq names its product glutamyl-tRNA synthetase 2, mitochondrial (gene EARS2). NCBI's taxonomy places the organism in Eukaryota, Metazoa, Chordata, Amphibia, Anura, Bufonidae. The record is from RefSeq and is a predicted model, not a curated record. Gene Ontology annotation, biological process: glutamyl-tRNA aminoacylation. Bases 68 to 1597 code for a protein of 509 amino acids. The transcript has 9 exons. Gene Ontology annotation, molecular function: ATP binding; tRNA binding; zinc ion binding.
CCUGGUUUGUGAAUGCAGGACAGUGGCCGGUGGAAGACAACUUUUGACAAGGGCAACAUCUGGGGAGAUGAGGCUGCUGUUAGGCAGGGUUCUCCUCUCAGCAGCCCGUCAGGGGACCAGGGGGUGUACUGGAGGGCCAGAUAAGGAAAUUCGGGUGCGAUUUGCUCCGAGCCCCACAGGUUUUCUACACCUGGGUGGUCUGCGCACUGCACUCUACAAUUACCUUUUUGCUAAGCAACAUGGAGGAGCUUUUAUUCUGCGCCUUGAAGACACAGAUAGAAGCCGCUUGGUUCCAGGAGCGGCGGAUGGCAUAGAAGAUAUGUUGGAGUGGGCAGGGAUCCCACCAGAUGAGAGUCCCCGGCGAGGAGGUCCUUACGGACCCUAUGAACAGUCACAGCGGCUGAACUUAUACCAUGAGGUGGCGCAAGCGUUGAUGGAAAGCGAAGCGGCUUACCGCUGCUUCUGUACUCCGCAGAGACUGGAGCUGAUCAAGAAAGAAGCGCUGAGGAGUAGACAGACACCCCGCUACGACAAUCGCUGCAGACAUCUUACCUCAAGCCAAGUGCAGGAAAAACUGUCAAAGAAUUUGCCUUUUGUGGUCCGGUUCCAGUUGCCAGGUGGGGCUCAUUCCUUCCAGGACUUGGUCUAUGGCUGGACACACCACGAUGUGGCGAGCGUGGAAGGAGACCCAGUGAUCUUGAAGCAGGACGGCUUUCCCACUUAUCACUUGGCUAAUGUGGUGGAUGACUACAAAAUGGCUGUGAGCCACGUCCUGAGGGGAGAAGAGUGGCUGAUCUCUACGACCAAACACCUGCUCCUGUACCGUGCCUUGGGCUGGCAACCUCCAGCAUAUGCUCACCUCCCGCUCCUGCUCAACAAAGAUGGCAGCAAACUUUCCAAACGACAGGGGGAUAUAUUUAUCCAGCACUUUGCGCAGAGAGGAUACCUGCCGGAUGCCCUGCUGGACAUUAUAACGAACUGCGGAUCAGGAUUCGCUGGAAAUCAGAUCGGCAGAACUCUCCCCGCACUAAUUCAGCAGUACAACCUGCAAAGCACCAGCACUCAUUCUGCCCUCCUGGAUCUGGAGAAACUUCCAGACUUCAACAGGGUUCACCUCACGCGGUGGAUUGAGGGUGCUGACACCCGGGCACAGUUGGUGGCACAGCUGCAGACGCUUCUGCAAGAGAAGCACAAGGAUCUGACAUUUGAUAAAGAGUAUAUUGAGAGGAUACUGGUGCUGAGGAAGGGGCAUUUGAACCUGCUGACAGAUCUACUGUCUCCAGAUUACUCGUAUCUGUGGGUCCGACCCUUCGUGCAGCUGGAAGAUCUGAAUCGCCUUUCAAGCGAAGCCAGUGAGAUUGGGCGUCUGGUUGUGCAGAUUUUGCAGAACAGCCACCAUGGCACCAGCCUGGAAGUGUUAAGUAAAGAGCUGAGGAAUGACCUGAAGCGGCUGAAAGCCACAAAAUAUAGCACGUCCAUGAAGCUUCUCCGACUGAUGCUCAGCGGGCUUGAGACAGGGCCAAGUGUUGCUGAGAUGAUGCUGUCGUUAGGACCCGAGGAGUCAAUCAUGCGGCUGCAGAAAGCUCUGUCCAGAUGACGUUUGGAUCCACCUGUCUCUAAAGCUUUUCAGUCAUUGCAGAAUCAGUGACUAGAACCAUUGUACAUAUGUGCCUUUUUUUUUUUUCUUAUUCGGCUGUUAAUUUGCAUUUGUCUGUAUUGUAAAAAAAUAAAAUAAUGUAAAUAUAAGCA